AUGGCGACGGAAACUUCCGGCGAGAUAAAGUCGGAUCCUUCUCCGGAGGUGGUCAGAUUGAAGCCGAUUGAGGCAACCCCGGAGAGCUUCCGAGAAUUUGGACAGGUGGUGGAGACCUUGCCGGACGGCGAUGAGUUUGGGCCCCAGGACGCGCAGCUCGACCUUUCCGGCGGAAUUCCUAGGUUUUACAUCAUGCAUCUAAAGGACAGGCCUCUCAGAUUCGAGACGAUUACUCACCACGCAAAUGUAACCCAAUGCUUAGGUUCUAUAGGCGGCCACAUUUGGUAUCUUGGGGUAGCGAAACCAUCGAUUGUAGAACCAACUGAAGUUAAUGGAACUCUCGGAGCAAAUCUCGAGCAGUCCCAUUGUGGGCAUUUCUAUGCCCCACCAGAAGUUGAUGGGGUUCGUGUGUUCAAGAUUUCGGGUUCCAAGUUUGUGAAGCUGAAUCGGGGUACAUGGCAUGCAGGGCCCUUGUUUCUUGAGAAAGAGAUGGAUUUUUAUAAUCUAGAGCUGAGUAAUACAAAUGUGGUGGAUCACACUACCCAUGAUUUCGUGAAGAAGAACAAUACCAUCUUCUCAUUCAAUGAGUGA
Striga hermonthica is the source of this 591-nucleotide messenger RNA. NCBI's taxonomy places the organism in Eukaryota, Viridiplantae, Streptophyta, Magnoliopsida, Lamiales, Orobanchaceae. The record is from the annotation of a GenBank genome assembly.